GCUGGGCUUUGCUUGCUUUUAACUCAAAAUAUUGCUCAUGCCCAAGGGGCCCAUCUUGGGACGGCCUGCCCGUGGCCCUUACACCACUAACCAUGACCCUUACACCACUAACUGUUUGCAGCCAUCUUGUUGUACAGGGUCAGGUACAGGGAACGUAUUUCAGGAGAAACAGAGCGUUUUGGUAUGUACGGAUUGGCAGCCAUUAGAAAUCAGUCUGCCUGUCUGCAGCUCCCUGAAGGUCCCGGCACUUCAGCUGCAUGUGAGCAAAACAGCAAUGGGAGCCAGUCAGGAGGAUUUUGAGAAUGCGAUGAAUCAGGUGAAACUGUUGAAGGAGGACCCAGGAAAUGAAGUGAAGCUCAAACUCUAUGGACUCUAUAAGCAGGCCACUGAAGGACCUUGUAAUACACCCAAACCAGGUGUGUUUGACUUGAUCAAUAAGGCCAAAUGGGAGGCAUGGAAUGCUCUUGGCAAUCUGCCCAAGGAAACUGCUAGGCAGAGCUAUGUGGAUUUGGUGUCUGGUUUGAGUUCUUCGUCUGACUCCUCUAGCCAAGCGAAGCCUGAAGCAGACAGGAAACAAGCUGGAUACGAAACAGUGGUGAUGACCUCUGAAGACGGCAUCACAAAGAUCAUGUUGAACCGGCCUGCCAAAAAGAAUGCAUUGACCGAACAGAUGUAUCAAGAAAUCAUACUUGCACUUGAAGCCGCAAGCAAGGAUGACUCUACCAUAACUGUUUUAACAGGAAACGGAGAUUAUUACUCUAGUGGAAAUGACCUGACCAAUUUCACUAAUAUUCCUCCUGAUGGUGUAGAGGCGAAAGCUAAAAAUAGUGCCAUUUUACUGAGGGAUUUUGUAGGCUCUUUCAUAGAUUUUCCUAAGCCUCUGGUUGCCGUGGUCAACGGUCCAGCUGUGGGAAUCUCCGUCACCGUUCUCGGGCUAUUUGAUCUUGUGUACGCGACCGACAGGGCAACAUUUCACACUCCUUUUAGUCACCUUGGCCAAACUCCAGAAGGUUGUUCCUCUUACACUUUUCCGAAGAUAAUGGGCACAGCCAAGGCAGCAGAGAUGCUCAUUUUUGGGAAAAAGUUAACUGCUAGAGAAGCCUGUGCUCAAGGACUUGUUACUGAAGUUUUUCCUGAUAGCACCUUUCAGAAAGAAGUUUGGACCAGGCUGAAAGCAUAUUCAAAGCUCCCCCAGAAUGCCAUGCGUAUUUCGAAACAGAUCAUCAGAAGUCAGGAGAAAGAAAAGCUGCACGCUAUUAACGCCAAAGAAAGCAGCAUCCUUCAGGAAAGAUGGCUGUCAAGUGAAUGCAUGAAUGCCAUCAUGAACUUCUUCUCCCAAAAAGCCAAGCUGUGAUGCCUGUUACAGCAGUGUUAUGCAUUUCAAAUGAAGGGAUGUGCUGUCAUUUCUGAUUUUCAAUACUUGACCUAAUAAACUGUGCCUUUUCUCAGCGCUAACAUAUCAUUUAUGAUUAUCAUAGUUCACUAGAGCCCUGAUGACAAACCAGUUACGUACCACAUGCUUUAAGAAUUUAUGUAAGAUUUGGGUCAUAGGGAGUCUUACAUCUUUCGACAUGAAUCUGUGUUGCCAGGAGCACUGAAACAUGGUGCCUGGGGUCCUGCUUUGAAAAGCAUUCACAGCAUUGCAAGCUGAAGUCAUGUCUUUGAACACCACGAUAGCGCUUUGCCGACCACAGAGGGUGACGGACGUAAUUGGCCCAAACACCAACAGCCUCUGGAUCACUGACUGAAGGUCUUCCGUGGGUUGCAUGUUCUUCUUCAACCACCUAGCAAGGGAGCAAAUGGAGCAGUAGUAGUAUUAGAAAAGAAACACACAAAAAAGAAAAGAAAUGACAAUCUUAGUUCCAUGUUUUUCCCCAUAAUUUAAUAAAAAGGCAAGAAGGGAAGAUGGGGCUAUCACUGGAAAUAAAAGCAGUGAUCUGGAUCAGCUAUUAUGUAAUUAUGUAUGAUAUAGUUCUUGUCCAAUGUGGUAUAUUAUGAAAGACAUACCUGCAAACUCCCUUAACCAUCCUUGUAACUUCCUGUUUCGAUUAGUGCCAUAUCUAUUGAGAAGGACGAGGGCAUAAUUCCGGUGGCUGCCAAACUGGCAUGAAAUAUUUUGCUCUCCUAAAUACCCUCAUUUCUCUACAGAAACCAAAUAAACUACAGAAGCCAUACAUCUACAGCAAACCAGUGGUUGUCCAACAAAGAAAAUAUACAUUGAAAAUUGUAGGACACUGUGUGGUGUUCUUAGUUGCCCUUACCCCACCGCUACCCUGCAUGGUGUGGUUGGAAGAAAUGCACCUAAGUCCUAGCUCCCUGCCUUGGAAUGGAAUGAACAGAGUGAACUUUGUUUGCAACCUUCUGGGCUGUGUGUGGGCUGCCUGAGGGACUGGUUGCUGUCUUGCCUGACUCACAGUAAAGGAGGAAAAGGUUGGCGUAGUCUGGAUGGGAGUCAAGAAACCACGAGAAGCAGUGGCAUACAAUGAAACAUGAAAGGUACAAGCUGACUGCAGACCCUCCAAUGCGGGGAGGGAGAUCACAGAAAAGGAAUCAUAUAGAGCACUUAAGGCCCUGACAAGAAGCUGCGGACUCUAGACAUUGAAAGCAGCUGAGGAAAAAUUAAAAACAAAUAAAAACCCCAAAGCAAACAAACAUACAGGCCUAGACAGGAAGCAUGCCCAGAAAAUACCUGAGAAGUCCUGGGCUAAUCUGAAGACUCACAGGCCCACUCAUGAGAGAAGGUCUACCCAUCAGUGAAAGAGGAACUUGUUUUUGCAAAAAUGCCCAGUUUUCAACAAAGGAUUAUAAGGUGUGCAAAG
Messenger RNA from Lontra canadensis (Northern American river otter), 2819 nucleotides. It is a transcript of the gene ECI2, whose product is annotated as enoyl-CoA delta isomerase 2. Gene Ontology annotation, molecular function: fatty-acyl-CoA binding. The transcript is spliced from 9 exons. NCBI's taxonomy places the organism in Eukaryota, Metazoa, Chordata, Mammalia, Carnivora, Mustelidae. The record is from RefSeq and is a predicted model, not a curated record. The coding region runs from base 38 to 1354 and encodes 438 amino acids.